Amphiprion ocellaris (clown anemonefish) is the source of this 2018-nucleotide messenger RNA. It is a transcript of the gene cyb561d2, whose product is annotated as transmembrane reductase CYB561D2. Lineage: Eukaryota; Metazoa; Chordata; Actinopteri; Pomacentridae. Gene Ontology annotation, cellular component: endoplasmic reticulum. The coding region runs from base 222 to 896 and encodes 224 amino acids. Gene Ontology annotation, molecular function: transmembrane monodehydroascorbate reductase activity. The record is from RefSeq and is a predicted model, not a curated record. The transcript is spliced from 3 exons.
ACAACAGCAAACACAGAUCAUGCAGAGAGAUGUGAGGACGAGAGUAUUUGUUAUCAGUAAAGAUAGACUUCUGUGAGAGUUGUUUACUGCUGCAGGCUCCGGUUUAUUUCCACUUUUCUGUGUUUAAAUGAAGCAGGAGGACAGACUUCUGAUCCAGCAUCACUUGUGCUUCUUUACUUCACACACAGACUGCCAGACUGUAAGUUGAUUUCAGUUCAAUCAUGGUUCACAGCAGAGAGGCUGAAUCCGAGCCUGGACUCUACGGUUUGACCAGAACAGCGUCUUCACUGCUGACUCACUUCAUCUGCUUCAGCUUCACUCUGUUCGUCGCUUUUCUGUCUAAACCCGGAACAAGUUGGUUUUCAUGGCAUCCCUUCUUGAUGACUCUAGCUUUCUCGUUCUUCAUGACAGAAGCCAUACUCCUCUUCUCCCCUCAUGCCUCCCCCAUCAGAAAGCUGCCGCACAAGACCAAAGGUUGUGUUCACUGGGUCCUGCAGUGUCUCUGUGUGUCCUGUGCAGUCCUGGGCCUGGCUGCCAUCUCCUACAACAAACACCUGAACGGUAAACCCCACUUCACCUCGUGGCACGGCCUCCUCGGCCUGUUCACCGUCUGUGUGGCGGCGGCGCAGUCUUUGGCAGCUUUGCCUCUCAUUUACCAUUCUCUAGCCAAAGGCUGGUCCCUCGCCAAACUCAAACGCUACCACGCAGCAUCUGGACUCAUCACCUACCUGCUCGGCAGCUGCAGCCUGCUGCUCGGCCUCUUCUCCGCCUGGUUCACUGCAUCUGUCAGGGAAUACACCUGGUACCUGUCAGCACUCUGCCCCGCUCUCAGCGCCCUCAUCAUAAUGAACCAGGUCUCCAGCGCUUACAUUGCCAAAAAACGGCAACAGUCCUGACAGAGGACAUGAGACGGACACAAAAACUGGUACUUGUGCAAGAUUUCCUGAAGAGAUUUCACUUUUUGAGAGUGAUUUUUAUUUAAGUCUGAUUUUUGCAGCUGCGUGCCUCUCUGAAGCACUGGGUAAUGAAAUUCUUCCUAUCUUGUCUCACACUAGUGGUUCUCAGACUCUUUUUCCAGCAGGCCUUCCUUCACAAGUUUAGAAACAGUUCAUGACCAACACAUACUGCAGCUUCUAUUCAUCAAUCACAGCCACAGGAGAAGCAACUCGUAAGGAUCAGAGUUGAAUUUUAGUGACAUAAAGGUCAGCAUGAUGUCAUCAACAAAGUCUUGUUUGUUUGUUGUUACAUAAAUUAUCCAUCCAUUUCCUCCUACAGUGGCCCUAUGACCCCCAAGGGGCCUCCCGACCCUACUUUGAGAACCACUGUUGCAUACAGGACUGUAGCUGAUAAUUUUUUUAUUAAUUAUUUUUUUUUUAAUUCUGGGAAUUUGAGGGUGGGAUUAAUAACUUUCAGACAAUUAUACAAAUACUCUACAUGGCUCUUGUAAGUGGUAUUUGAUUAUUUUAGCCAUGUUAGCUUUUCUUUUUCACUUAAAAUCAGCAAAUUAAUGACUUUCCCAUCAUCCCGAUUUCUGCAUCAUGCUUAACUGAAAUGAUGAACGUGGAAAACACAACAAUGCAGCCUCAUCAUGAGCAUGUUUGCCUGCUAGGAUGGUAUUUACCAAUUUUUUACACACCGCUGGCCAUAAGACUCAAACUUUUAGACUAUGCUGUUCAAAACAAGUCUGGUUUUAAGCAAACAACAGAUCACUUAAUUAAAUAAAAUGGAAUCAAUGGUUUCAAUAUUCUUCAGUGGGAUCACAAUCUAAGCACUGUUAAGACAGGCUUGAAAGGUAUGAUGAGGUAUAAAGUAAUUCCAAAAGUAUUUUCAUCUGUUUGGUAUUUUGGAUUUAUGACCCCAGCAUUUAGGAAAUCCUGACUGCAGUCCUGAAUAUAUAUUUAACUUAUGUUGAGUUCUUUUCCUAUCUCAGGUCACUGAUUUUCUUGCCUUUUUGGCUUUUGAUGCUGCUUUUAAUGACUGAUUUCACCACAGUUGAAUAAAUCACAUGUCACACUUAA